UUUAUUUUCGUGCAAUUUGGUGAACGGCCGAUUGAAAUUGAGCAGUACCUGGAGCUGUUGUUUUUGUAUAAUAUGGAUCUUAUUUCAUUGUUUAUACAUGGGUAUAUAUUAUUAUGAGAGGUACAUCGAUACGCCUAUUGAAAGAACUAAAAAGGACAAGGUACUUGACAUCCUGCAGUCUAGUAUGGGUUUUGUUUCCUUCGCCCCUUACUAUAUCGUGGCAGCCUUUUGGAGCGAGAAUUUCGUUAAGUUGUCUGACAAACUUCUGACAUACGACGAACAGGCGAUAGCAUUAGAAUAUCCAAGGAAGGACAAACAUAUAUUCACGUAUCUGUUUUUCGUGUACACGUUUAUCAUAUUAAGUUGGGAGUCUUAUUACGACGUCGGUAAUGCUAUAUUGGAAGGAAGAUCGGAAGGAAUAUUGGAAGGAAUAUCAUUCAUGUUGAGAAAUGUAGUUCCUAACGCAAAUCGCGUGGAAGAGCGCGUGAUAAAAUAUGGCUUACCCUUUUCGAACAAGAAAUGCCGCAUGGACAAAAUCGAAAUGAUGUUAUACUUUUAUCAUAGGAGAUAUUCUUUCACUGCCGCGGAAUUCUUUGAACUGGAUAUGACAAUAUUCCUUCCAAUCGCUACUGUGGUAAUGACGUAUUUAACUUUAAUAGUAUAAAAGUCAUGGACUCUUUUUGUUUAAUAUAGUUGUCACGACGUUUCGAUUAUUCGACCAUUGGUCUUUUUCAAGUGUAAAUCUAUAAAUGUAUAAAUCACAGUUCAAUAAUUAAAAAGCAUGUAAAAUUAUAACUGAUCACAAAACUAAAAGUGACGGAGAAACGUUAUAAUACAACCCAGAU
Temnothorax curvispinosus is the source of this 845-nucleotide messenger RNA. RefSeq lists its product as uncharacterized. Lineage: Eukaryota; Metazoa; Arthropoda; Insecta; Hymenoptera; Formicidae. The transcript is spliced from 5 exons. The record is from RefSeq and is a predicted model, not a curated record. Bases 98 to 664 code for a protein of 188 amino acids.